AUGAUUAAGGUAAUUAUUGGAAAUGGCAGGAAUAAUGAUAAUGGCAAUGGAAAUUGUAACAGUAAUGGUAAUAAUGAGGAUAAUGGUAAUAGUAUUGAUAAAAUUAAUUACUAUGGUAAUGGAAAUGGUAACGAUAAUGAUGAUGAUAACAGCAAUGGACAUCUUAAUAGUAAUUGUAUUAAUAAUGGUAAUGGUAAUGGCAAUGAUAAUGAUAAUGCUAUUGUAAAUUGUAAUAGUAAUGUGAUGAUAAAUGGUAGUGGUAAUGAUAAUUUUAAUAGUAAUGAUGUUGGUAAUCGUACUAGUAAUGGUAAUAAAUGUAAUACUAAUGCUGGCGGGGAGAAAAAGCAAUACAUUUUGUUGCUUGUUGGCAAUCCUGGAAGUUUAUAUAAAUGUAUUGCUCCACCACAUAUGUAUACAUAUACGCCAUAA
Messenger RNA from Rhagoletis pomonella (apple maggot), 429 nucleotides. Its product is annotated as aspartate and glycine-rich protein-like. The coding region runs from base 1 to 429 and encodes 142 amino acids. Lineage: Eukaryota; Metazoa; Arthropoda; Insecta; Diptera; Tephritidae. The record is from RefSeq and is a predicted model, not a curated record. The transcript has 2 exons.